AUGGUGCGUAACCGAAGAGCUUCCGCCCCGCUUGGAGACCAAGAGGCUACGGGCAUGCGUCUGGAAGACGAUUACAGGACAGCUUUGAGUCAAGGACAAAGGGCUGCUGGGGAUGUUGAAGUCCCGGUGGCUAUUUAUCAGGGGGAAGCAUCCCCCAAUACCCUGGAGCAGGGUGGGGGACCAGGUCCCUCCCUUGGCGCGGGUAUGUCCGCGAGUCCCUUUCACAGCGAAAAGGUCAAGAACGAGAUUGCUCUGCGACAGCAGCGUCCUCUAUCGUUAGAUGAGGAUGAAGCAAGAAUCCUUGCUACCCGAGAUCGUACUGCAAAAGGAGAUUGGGUUGGUGACAAUGGGGCUGAACCCAAUUAUGCGGAAACGACUGGGGGUGAAGGAAGUGCUGAACCUUUGGAAAGGGCUACAGGCCCUAGGAUAGCGAGGGUGGAACCUUCGGCUGGCGCCGAUGACGUGGCAGUGACUGCGGACUGGCAUGGUGGAGCUUUGGCCGGAUUUGCUGAGAGCGUCGUGGAGGGUGCUAAGCUUGCAGAGGCUGGGAAGGGUCCGAGGGAGACUACUUCAUCUGGUCAGGCCGGAGUACAUGGGGAUGAUGAGCUCAUUCCUGAGGAAAGGUCCUCCCUGAAUGUCGAAGCGUUGCUGGUACAGAUGAUGGAGGAGAAUCGUGCCCUUAAGCGGCGAUUGGAGCAAGUGGAACUCCGGUCGCAUUCUUCUUGGCACAGCGGCACGCAAGGUGACAUGGGAAUGACUGCUGGCUCGCCAAUGUCGUUUUCGAUGCCUUUUGGAUCCCAGGUGACAGGGCCUGGAAGAGGCUUUGAGUCCCUUGUACAGGCGGUGCCUCCUGAAGGUGCCUGGUUUCCGGAUUUCCCGGGUUUCAAGAGUGAUGUUGGGUGGGUUCGUUGCGGGAAGUUCGUGGUGGUGUGGAUUCGCCUGUAUGGGGUCACGAUCAUGCGACUUCUCGAUGGUUGCCCCGGGUACGACACCUUGUGCAGAAGCAUUGGGAUUCCUGGCAAGUUGACCGCGGCUCAGGCCCAGCAUGAGUUGAAUGACCAUGCCACCAAGCCGACUGACGUCCAUGCUGCGCAUGGGGGGGAGUCCUCUUAUGGGCAUGUGGGACUAGUUGGUAGUUUAGAUGGGACUAUAGGCUAUGAAGGGCUGGGUGAGGAACUUGAGGUUCCGAGCCUGGAAGUGCGAGAGUGGAUUCAGGGGUGCUUAGACCGGGGGGAGUUCUCAGAUGAGGAUUGUUUGCGGGUGUUGCAAAAGGAUACCCUGGCUCAUCACCGUGAAACGCUGGAGAAGCUAGGGUUCCCUUUGGAGGAGGUUGACGCCAUCUUGGAUAAGGGUUGCGAUUGCCUUCAGGAGUCCUGGGAAUUUGAUUGGCCGGCUCAGGCUUUUGAGGACUCGGUUGAGGAGACUAAGAAAGAGUGGUUGGAGUGGGUUCUGGUCGAGAAUCAAGCCGAGUGUGAGAAGGAGUUAGCUAAGUGGCGAGAUCCAGCGAAAGAAGAAGUAGUGCAGUGCUCACCCGUAAGGCGGGCACGGGCAAACGAAGAUGCCGCGCGGUGUGUUGCGGGCACAGAGGAGCGUAUUAUUGUUAAGCCGCCCCACUUCCUGGUUGAGCUGGGAAUCCUGUCGAAGGAGGACCGUUGGUGGAUUAGGAAGGCCUUGUAUGGUUUGCCGACUUCCCCGCGGGAUUGGGGCAGGUAUCGGGACGGCGAGUUUGAGAAGAUGCGGAUUCCGUAUGCCGGAGGAGAGUACCACCUGGUGCAAUUGAAAUCCGACGACGCCCUCUGGGUCUUGAGGAAGUACACCAAGGAGGGACUUGGUGAUGUGGAGGGAAUUUUGAUAGUCUAUGUGGACGACUUGGCAUUGUUUGCUGAGCCCGGUUUGGCCCUCCAGUUCAUCAAGGUUUUGCGGGAUUUAUGGAAGACUUCGGAGCCGGAGUGGAUCAAGGAGUCGGCUGUUACUUUUUGCGGUUUGGAAAUUUCACGAUCUUCUCAAGGUUAUCGGCUAUCGCAAGUGGCAUAUAUUCGCGAACUGCUGCAACGAUACAAUGUUACCGAGGAUGCGGCGGUGCCUAUCUCUAAGUGGACGGACCCUGAUCUUCCAGAUUCUGUGUCGGCCUCCGAGGUUAAGGAAGCUCAAGCCAUUACGGGUGCGCUUUUAUGGGUUGCUACGAGAACUCGACCGGAUAUUUCAUACGCAGUGUCACGCUGCGGGCAACAGGCGACGAAGGCGCCACAGAUCUCCAUCAGUGUUGGGUUGCAGACCUUGAAGUAUCUUAGGUCCACGGCAGAGUUUGGAAUCGAGGUUCCCUUUGAGGUAGGGAAUCCCUUUGCAGACCACGGUUUGCUUUUGAUGCCGCGAUCUGAGAAAGUUCUAGAAGUGUACUCCGACGCUUCCCAUAGCCCUGGUGGUGAUCGAUCGAUGCAGUCUUUGAUUGUUCUAUGGAUGGGUGUUCCGAUUGCUUGGGAAACGACGCGACAAGCUUUCACUACUCUAUCCUCUGCGGAGGCGGAGCUGGUGUGCAGUGUGCAUGCGGUCCAACUGUCCGAAUCGAUCCAAUCACUCUUGGACGAGCUCAUAGAGGCAGACUCUACGAUAGCACUAUUAAGCGACAACGAGGCAUCGUUGAGAAGUUUCGACCAGGAAUGCAGCAGAUUGCGGACCUUGGGACCAAACCGCUUAGUCGGCCUCGCCUUGUUGGCAGUGAUUCCGCGUGUGAGGGGUCAGCCUGCCCACGGCCUUCCGGAAGCCCAGGGGUGGUUUGUCUGGGUGUUGGCUUGCUUAGCUCCGGACUGCGAUGGGGAUUCUGAUGGUGUUGGGACGGUCCAAUGCGACGAUGCCCCGGAGCAGGGUCCAGCUGCUACACCGGAGCCUGAAGAUGACGAUGAGUUUUCGGAGCAGGAGUGGCGCGAGGCGCAGUUGAAGCUUGAAGAAGCCGAGCGUUGCUCUGGCUUAACGUUCCUCCAACGGGCGAAGGUUCGUAAGCAGGUUGCGGCCGGGGGUGUAGUCGAUCCGCCUAACUUCCUCCAGAGGUUCCAGGUCCUUCAGAUUCAGGAGUUCAGUCUGGGAGUGCCGGUUCUCACGAGGUUCCAGGUCCUUCAGACGCAGGAGCUCAGUCUGGGAAUGCCGGUUCUCACGAGGUUCCAGGUCCUUCAGAUGCAGGUGUUCCGUUCGGAAGUGCCAGGACAGACAAGGGAUGCAGCGGAAGCGUAUUUUCAGAAUGGAAUCCGCGAGUUUCCGUUUGCUGAGCAAAACCCUGUAGAGGCUGAAGACCGGGAAGAUGAUCCGACCAUUGACGAGCGCUCCACUACUGAGCCUUCAGUGCUGACCGAGGGCUCCCAGGCUACAGUUGAUGAUCCGGAGGUGCAGCUAGCGCGCGCGUUUAAGGCGCGCGCGUUGACAGAAGAUAGCUUUCUGGGCGAAGGUCGGAAGAACUCUGAGGCUCUCGAUAGUGUGAUUAUGGGAUACUGGGAAUCUCUUCGCGAAUUUCCUUCUAAGAAGGAUUCCGGCAUGAGACCGGGAUUCGGAAUCGAGAUGACUUUCGACCCAGUUUUUGUCCCGAGCUGA
Symbiodinium sp. CCMP2592 is the source of this 3579-nucleotide messenger RNA. The record is from the annotation of a GenBank genome assembly. Lineage: Eukaryota; Dinophyceae; Suessiales; Symbiodiniaceae.